AUGUGGCGGAAGAAGGCGGAGGAGCGGCAGAAGGAGAGGGAGGAGUUGCAAAAGGAUAGGAAGAAGCGUUAUUUGAGUAAGAGUGUUUUCCGCGGGUCUGGGGUUAAUGAUCAGGAACUUGAAACAGAGGAGUACAAGUUUGAUCGGAUCAACUUUGUCACUCUUCUCCGCCGAGCUGUGGCUUUAGAAUUUUAUCUUACUUUGCUGGCUGCUGCUGUUGAUGAUGAUGAUGAUGAUUCCAAUCGAAACCUGUGGAGCAAAGUAUUAUUACGGCAUGAUACAAUCACAACAACUGCAGGUUUUGUUCCCGCAACAACAACAAGUUCAGGUGCAGGCGCAACCACAUCAGGUUAUGCCACUGCAGGAUCAACAAGUUCUGUUGCAGGCACAACCAUAGCAAGUUUUGUCUCAGUAACAUCAACAAAUUCAGAUGCAGGUGUUGCAAUAGUUGCAGUUAUAGCAGGUAGUGCCACAGUCGUUGAUGAUCCAAAAGAAGCAGCAGCAGACCAACAAGUUGCAGUUUCUAAUGAUGGCUUCCCAAAUCGGCGGUGCAACAGUAGUGCUGAAUUCAUUAAUGAUGCAACAAAUUCCAUGCUAGUUAAGCAGAAGUCUAAUCAUGAAUGGCUUUAUGACAAGAGGGGUUCUGCCAAUAGAAGAAGCAAGCGGAAUAAAGGGAAGCCAAUACUGCAUGGUUUUCACUUUGUAGAAAAGGUUGAUGACGGUCCCCAAUUACGCGGCAUUGAUUUUGAAGGUGGCGACAGUAAUUAUGCUUACUUAGAUUAUGGUGCUGCUGUCGAAUGGAGGAUUGAUUUAGCUAAAGAUCGCAAGUUGCUGAAAUCCUUUAUUGCCCGAGAAAAGAAGCGUUCUGCAAGAGCUCAUGAUGUAACUAUCCAAUGUGUGGCCGAUCAUGAGAAGGAAUCUGCUGUUGAAGCUGAUGAUAACGCCAACGACGAUCAAGAUAGUUCUGUUGCAGAUGUUAGUAAGUUGUCGACGGUUAAUAAAGCAGCUGAAAGUAUCAGCGCAACAACAAGCUCUCAGGUUGAGAAUGAUAGUGGGUGCCAGAAUAGUGGUUCCCCUGCACAUGAGGGUGAGUUCCAGCAAGCUCAUAAGGGGUGUCUGUAUUACUAUUUCACUUUUGAAUUUGAUUCCUCCUUAUAUGCAAAAUCCAAAGAGGAAAUCACCGAGAAUCAUGGUGGCGGAGGGAGGCGAGGUCGACCAACAAGUAAGGAAAGCGCGGAGAUACAAGGUAAGGGUGUCACUGUACAGAGAGAUAUCAGCGAUGGUGGAGGCGGAGGAUACAAAGGAGAAGCAGAAGAGGUUGGAAGCGCGGAAGCGGGAGGAGGAGCUCCAGAAGAUGGAAAUGGAGAGGUUGAUUAG
Molecule: messenger RNA, 1377 nt
Organism: Oldenlandia corymbosa var. corymbosa
Lineage: Eukaryota; Viridiplantae; Streptophyta; Magnoliopsida; Gentianales; Rubiaceae
Source: the annotation of a GenBank genome assembly